ACUUAUUUUGCCCGUAUUAAAAUUACUUAUAAUAUAUUCUUUUUUGAGAUAAUUUUUCAACUCCGAUAACACUUCGUGAUUGUCUAUAACGUUAUCUACUUUUUUUUAAUAAUUUUAAUGUCUAUGGAAAAGCUGCGUUCCAGUUCGGAAUAACAAAACAAUAUUCAAAACCUAUUUUGACAGCCAUCGUAUUUCCUUCGCUUUUACACAAGUCAAUAUUGUCUCAUAGCGGUUGAAUGUUAUGGUCUUAUCUCACUUUUUUUCUCAACUUGAAGCUAAGAUUAUAAACAAUACUCAUAAACUUUACAACUUUGUAAUUGUCAAUUUCGAGGUUACAUUACAUUUACAACAAUAAUUUUGUACUCGUCUCCCAUCUAAAUAUUAUUGCUACGUAUAAAUAAAUGCACGUUUCAAAUGCGAUAUUAUUAAUUUACGGUAUCUGCAAUUUUACAAGUUGGACUUGUAUGAAUGUAAUACUUUAACUCGUCGCUAAAGUUUAUCCCUAAUGGAUAGUGAAGGCAUUACUAAGCCGGGAUCGGAGUCCCAGGACUCCGAUGAACCGGCGCCUCCAGGAACUUCCCCAUUCACACUUGAUAAGGCAUUAACCAAACCAAUUCCUCCAGCCGCUCCUGUCACAUCAACGGUUGGGUUUAAGUUGGCACCCUCAUUGAAAGGAGUAGAGAAUGCUAAGAAGAGAUUGAGAGCCUUCUCGAUACAGAAGAAAGCUCCAUUAACACCUGUAGCUGUGACCAAGAGUACUGGAAGUGGAAAUACAACAGUGUUCAUUGGUAAGCUGAGCAGUGUUAAAGUGACUCCGAAGCCAGAAGAUGCUGAUCAGAAAAAGCAGCCAAAACCACCCAAGCCUGGAGCUUUCAGAAAAAUAUUGCAAGACUCAUACACUGAAUUACAAAAGCGUACCCUCACAGAGAUUGAAGAUAUGAAGCGUAAGAUGGAACUGGUUGAGUUAGGUAUACCUCUCGGUUUGAUUUGUCCGAGCUCGUCCAACGAUAAGGCGAUGCCGACAAAGGCUAUGCCGCCCAUCAAGACAUUCUUGGACCCAGCAAAACUGGAUGAAAUUAUCAGAGAUGCGAAAAAAGCUAAAGCAGAGGGCAAAGAAUUUAAAUUCGACUACCAAAAGAUUUUACCAGACUAUGAUAACCCUUUCCAACGUAAGAAAGAUGAAUUCGAGAAAGCCAAGAAAUCUGAAGAGAGGGAUCAUCGUAAGAAGAGUGAGAAAGACAGGGACAGAGAUAGAAGGUCCAGUAGCGGGUACGACAAGGAUAGAAGACACUCAAGUCACAAAAAAGAUGAUAAGGAUCGAAGAAAAGAUGAUAGAGAUAAAGAUAGGGAUAGGUACUCAGAUAAGCAUAAGAGCAAAGAAGUUAAAAAACCUAAGGAGCCGCCAGUAGAAGAAGUUAAGACUAAAGAAAAAGUAGUACCCAAAGACCCGAAGGAGACUGACGUCAAUUUGAAUGAUUAUUUAGUUUGCGACAGCUGGUCCUUAGAUAAUGACGAUAAAAAUAUCAUUACAAGUCCAAAAUUAGAUGACAGGAUUAGACAAAUACCGAUACCAAAAGAGACCAAGCCAAUAGAAAUUAAAAAGGAAAAAACCGAAAGUCCAGUACAAACACCAGUGAGAAUGAAGAAACUACAACCAGUGAUCGAUUCGUUCAAAUUCGAAAUCGAUCCCAAUGAAGACGAACUAGAAAUGUUCGAAGACAACUCAGAUUUAGACAAAUUUUCGUCUAAGUCAGUCAAGGUUGAACUUGACGAUUCACCCAUGGAUAUGUUUGACUUUGACACGAAAGAGUCUAAUGACGCUUUGACAGAUGACACGUUUUUAGAAUCCGUUAUAAACGAGAUUAAACAGGAAGAUAUGAGCGAUGACACGAGUCAGGAUAAAGGCUUAGUAGAAUACGACUCUCCGUCUAAAGACAGUUCCAGUCCGAUCGACGAAUCGAGACUGUCUAUAACGCCGGAGUUGGACGAUAGGAUGAGGGAUCUACAGUCCAGGCGUAGCGACUACUCCGACGGCUACAGGUCUACGGAGAGCGGCUACAAGUCUACGGAAAGCGGCUACAAGUCCAACGCCAGUUUUAAAUCUGAGGAUAGCAAGGGGGAUAGCUAUAGGUUGUCGAUGGAGAAAGAUCUGGAAAAUCAGUUGAAUAAGUCGACGGUGGAUUCGUUGGAGACCUGGAGUUUUGUGCUCAAGAUCUGUCAGCCGUUGCUGUUUAGACAUGACAGGAAUAAGUGCUAUAGAGAAACGCGCACUAUGCCUAAGAUCUGGUACACAGAGAACCCCAAGCUAUGUUCAUGUGUGAAGGAUAGAGCUGUUGUCUAUGAAGAGCUGGAGACCUGCAAGAUGAGCCUCGUGGAUCGAGUCUAUGGUUGCGAUCAGAUACCUGAAAUAGAGUUCCCAAAGGCCCGAAGUUGGUACCCUCGCUUCGCGCACUGCCUGACCGAGUCUAGCUCCGUGCCCCCCCUCGAGCCUGCCUCUGAGUGGGAGGCGGAUGACAGCCAGACAGAAACUCCUCAGCUCAAGGACAAGAGACGGUCCACUACCCCUCUGCGCAGCGAGGAGAUCUACCUGGACAGGGAGUACCAGAGAUUCAUGCAAGCUGUAUGGCCAGAAGUGUCAGAAUCUAAAGCUGGCACUCCCCGCAGUACCACACCAGUCAGACAGGAGACCAGAAAGAAGAAGGCAGAGGAUAAAGAAGCAGAAGACAAGAAGAAAGUCAAGAAGAUAAAGCUGAGCAGCGAGGGUUGGAGCCAGGAGUCUGACGUGGAAGAAGAGGCCGAAAAGAGCAAACAGAAGAUAAAAGUGGAGAAAGCGAAGGUCCGAAAGCGGAAACACUCGCCGUCUUCUGCCUCGGCCAGCGAGGACGACGACAAGAAGAGAAGGAAGGCGCUCAAGAAGAAAGCCAAGGAAAGUAAAAAAACGAAAUCAAAACUGGCGAAACGACGACGUCUCGGUAAAAAGUAUUUAAAGAAGUUAAAAGAUAAGCAAAAGAAGAAGAAGAAACAGAUUGAAGAAGAUGAGGAUAUCGAGAAAGAAAACAGAAAGAAAGAAAAGAAAUUGCGCAAAAAGAAACUACAGAAGAAAAAGAAAGCGUUUAAAAAGAAGAAAGCUAAAGCGAAAUCUUCUAGCAGUUCGUCCUCAUCAUCUUCAAGUAGCACGAGCAGUUCCGACUCAGAAUCAGAACCAGAGAAGAAGAAGAGAAAAAAGAAGAAUAGUGACGUCAAGAAGAAAAGAAAGCAAUCUACUUCUGAUUCCACUCAGAGCGAGGAACUCUUCGACGUCAAUAUCCUAAACAACAUCAAAACAGAACGAUUGACAGACGACGAAAAGAAUCAAAAGCUAGACUUUUCUAGAAGACAGAAACCUAGAGAAAUAAUCAACGUGAAAGAAUUACAGAACGAUUUCGUCGGGAAUAAUAUUCAUAUUAAGAAGGAGGUAGAAGAAAGAGUGAUUGAGAAGAGAGAAGAACACAUUAGAAUAGAUGAGUUUGAGUUGGACAGUCAAGAGAGGGAGUUCGCUACGGAGAGGGAUCCGGAUGUCACGGAUGUGUUGGAUGGACGGGAGAAAGAGGAAGUGCAGGUUAAGGUAUAUCCAGAGCCUACACAUUUUGACAAGUUCAAUCACCAUGAAAUGGAAAUAGCGACCAAUAAGCUCGCGGACAACUCGCUGUCGUCAUCCUUUAUAGAUAAAGAUCUGCCUGAGCCGACGCCAACGGAACACUUAGAAACUAAACUACCAGAGAACUCAUUAUCAUCGUCAUCCUUAGAUAAAGACCCUCACGAGCCGCUAGAGCUGAACAUCCCGCUGCCGCGGCUGCCCGCGCUGCCGGACGAGUCCAACCUGUCGCAGUGCUCCUCACAAGAGUCCACCGCCAGCAAGGACGUGCCUUAUGAAAAGGACGACAGCCACCUCCGUCCCUCUUCACAGAACUCCAACUACAGCUUCAACGAUGUGAUCAGCGCAUCUCACAGCUACCAGAAAGAGGAUAAGUCGCCAGAGGGCUACGAGCACAGCUAUGAAGUGUACGAACAGCUCGCCAUGGCUUACCAGAGCGAUGUCGCUAAACAGAGUGUCCCAGGGCGUGUGUCCCCGGACGCGCGCUCGCAGCGCAUCGAGACCCUGGUGAGGCGCCGCAGCCGCGGGGAGAUCAAGUGCGACUGGCGCCCCGACACGCGCGGGCCCGCCCCCGCCGCGCCCGCCGCCAGGCCCUCCAGAUGGGGUUUGAAACCGGGCGAGGUAAACAUAGUCCUGACCGGCGGAGACAACUACCCCUCACACAACACUACGGAACCCGUCUACCAGAUACAGACCAUCGCCAACAGGAGCGAGAAUAAUACUAGCGGAAGUUAUGACGAGGCAUAUGAAGACAUGUACGGCGCGUCGGACCGGCUGCAGUACGGCGACUGUUUCGCCACGGACGUCGAACCCGCGAUCCCGCAAGACAGCGCGCCCGUCAAGCAUCUCAUAUCACUGGACGAUCGCAUCAAUAAGGUGUUGAAUGCCUCAGCAGCGGCCGAAGCAAAGUUAGACUCGGAGGAAUUGGACGCUGACAAAGACAGUCCGGACAAAGGAAUACUAGUCACCAAGACUGAGAGCCGCACCGGCAAGCGAGUGAGCUUCGCGGACGGAUACAAACCGGGACAGGACUCGGAUGUCGAGGAACCGCCUGUUAGGAAGAAGAAAAAGCCGCGUCGUACAGGCUGUGCCUGGCCAUGCCCAGCAUCACACCCGGACCACGUCCCCCUAUGGGACGCGCUCCCACCGCCGCCGCCGCCACCAGGCUCCCCACCACGCAACCCACUACCACUCCCACACUUACUACAGCCUCACAACAUGAUGAACAUGCAGCUCAUGUCGCAACAGAACCCGAACAUGCUACAAACGCCGAAUAUGUUGCAGCAACAACAAAAUAUGUUACCGCAACAACAAAGUAUGUUACCGCAACAACAAAGUAUGUUACCGCAACAACAAAGUAUGCUACCGCAACCUAAUUUGUUGCAGCAACAGACUAAUAUGUUGCAACAACCGCCGAACAUGUUACAGCAACCGCAAAUGAUACAGCAACAGAAUCAAUUAUUACAACAAGGCGUAAAGCCCAUGUUGCCCAAUUGUCCACCGUUUUCAAUUGCGCAGAAAAUUGGUUAGCAGAACAAUUUCAUUUUAUAAUAUUGAAUAUUUUUCUGAUUUUCUUGUAAAACUUUCUGAAAAGAAGGUUCUAUCAUUUGUAUGUAUUACAAAUGGACCAGUGAAUAAAUGUAUGGACAUUACAAAUAUGUAUGACAUUUAGAUUGUUAUACAAUCAUUAGACUCGCCUAUUUAAGGCUUAUAAUUAUACAAAACAAUAGUUUUCUUUAGCUUUUCUACCUAAUUUAGGGUCGAAUAUUAAUAUAUUAGUAGUAUGUAUAUUUUGCUGAAACAUCUUGUUACAAAACCCGAAGAGUCACUCUUCAUUUUCUCAUAAACUUUAAGAAUUAAUAUCACUAGUGAUAAUUAUUAUGAUAAUAUAAGAGUAUUAUGUUCUAGACCAUGUAAAUAUAUGAUGUUACUGCCUA
This is a messenger RNA of Trichoplusia ni (cabbage looper), 5571 nucleotides long. RefSeq lists its product as uncharacterized. Bases 506 to 5164 code for a protein of 1552 amino acids. NCBI's taxonomy places the organism in Eukaryota, Metazoa, Arthropoda, Insecta, Lepidoptera, Noctuidae. The record is from RefSeq and is a predicted model, not a curated record. The transcript is spliced from 21 exons.